Adineta ricciae is the source of this 993-nucleotide messenger RNA. The record is from the annotation of a GenBank genome assembly. Lineage: Eukaryota; Metazoa; Rotifera; Eurotatoria; Adinetida; Adinetidae.
AUGGAGUUUGACAAAUCGUUUGGAAAUAAUACAAUUGGAUGGAGUCUUGUAGUUUUAUCUCAGAAUCAUAUUCUUCUAUCGAUUUCAUCAAUUGGAGUAUUUCUUCAUUUCUUAUUAUGGUUUCAAUUGUUCUAUCAUAAAAUUCGAUUUGACUUUAGUUUUAUCUUUCCUCUUUGUUAUAUUUCGACCGAUAUUUUUCUUAUAAUCGGAUAUUUUGUUCAAUAUGGUAUUCGUACCACAGCUAAAACAACAACAUCGCAAGUUUCAUGUUAUUUUGAAGCUUUUUUUGGGAUUUAUUUUAAUAUACUCGAAACAUGUUAUUUAGCUGCUAUCAGUGUUUGUCGUUAUUAUCAAAUCGUUCGAAAUGAGAAUGUUUAUAUAAGACAUUCAUAUGGUAUUUUAUUCAUAUGUAUCAUAAUUCCUUGUAUAAUUAUGAUUAAUAUGAUUGUUCAAUAUGAAAUGAGUUGGUGUAUUGUUAUUGAACAACCUGGAUCAAGUUGUUCACUUGCUUUUAACUCGAUUUCAGUUCGAAUAUGGAAUCUUACUGUUAUUUUUGCUUUACCAAUUAUGAUUAGUUUAAUUACAUCAAUUCGAUGUAUAACUUAUCUUAAGCAUGCAUAUUCUCAACAAAUUCUUACACGACGAAAUCAUCAUCAUCAAUUAAUUUGUCGUUUUUGCACUUUUUAUGCUAUUUGGUUGAUUCUCUGGGCGCCAUAUGUUUUAUUAAUUCAUCUUGAUAUCGAAACAAUUGGAAAUCAAAUAAAUUUUCUUGCAUCUCUAGGAAAUACUAUAGAAACAACUAUUGAUGGCAUUAUGCUUAGCGUUUUAGACAAGCGUCUGGCAAUGGCUUGGGGGAAAACUUUCAAUAUUGUUCUUCGACGAUUAAAUUGGAAUCAACGAAACAAAGUAAAUCCGCUACACCAAUUAACGUUGCCUGUUAAUAAUAAAACAUAUCUAAAGAACAAUAAUACGCAUGCUAUUAAGUCUGUGUAA